Oncorhynchus masou masou (cherry salmon) is the source of this 6399-nucleotide messenger RNA. Its product is annotated as CUGBP Elav-like family member 3. Gene Ontology annotation, molecular function: mRNA binding; RNA polymerase II complex binding. Gene Ontology annotation, cellular component: nucleus; ribonucleoprotein complex; cytoplasm. The transcript is spliced from 15 exons. The record is from RefSeq and is a predicted model, not a curated record. Bases 4197 to 5540 code for a protein of 447 amino acids. NCBI's taxonomy places the organism in Eukaryota, Metazoa, Chordata, Actinopteri, Salmoniformes, Salmonidae. Gene Ontology annotation, biological process: mRNA splice site recognition; regulation of alternative mRNA splicing, via spliceosome; mRNA 3'-end processing.
UGUCAACUGACUUGGUUCACAUCAAAUUAGUGCUUAGUCUACCGGAUUUCAUUGAGGCAGGCGACGUGACACAUGGAGGGGUAGAAGAGGAGGCGGAUAAGAAAUGAGUUGGGGAAAGAAGCUGAAGACUUCAGGUGUACUUUUUAAACCAAGAAGGGGAGCAGAGAAGAGGCCUGAGGAAGAGGGGAGUAGAUGAGUACAGUUGAAGGAGGAGUAAAUUGGGAGGAUCUUAAGGAAGAGAGGAUGAGUGAAGACGUGGAUCUGGAGCAAGAGGGAAUGGAGAAGUCUGCCUGAACAACGGAGAUGCAGCGGAAUAAAAGAAGAUAAGAGUGAUUAUGGUGACCUGUGUAAGGAGUGGGAAACUACUGGCAUGAGUGACGAGACAACAAGGACCGAUAUCUCCUCAACAUCCACUAACCCGGGUAAUGAAACGUUUAACACCGCUAAAUAAAUACUAAAUACAGGUUAGUUUCUCUGACACAGAUGAAUCCUAAUCAUGGUCUAAAAUUCUAGCUCAAGUGAGAAUCUCUAUUGAAAAUGCUUGUGUGUCCAGGAUUAGGCAUAAUCUGUGUCUGGGAUAGCUCCCAUGUAUGACUGGCCUUGUGUUGGCCAUAAUUUAGUUGAAGAAAGUAAUUUUAUUGAUCAUUUCCACAGGUUUGUGAAACAAUUUAAGUCAAGAUACUGUACGUAGUUAUUCAAGCACCCUCUAGUGGUGCAAUGUGUCUUAUUUGAGAAGAACCACAAUGAUAUUGUCAUGGUGGUGGUAUGAUUGACUAAGGCUGCUUCCCAAAUGGCACCCCGGUCAAAAGUAGUGCACUAUAUAGGUAACCUCGUUCCCAGACACUUCUGCCCAAAUGCAUGGAAGGUCUAGUUGACCAAUACGUCAAACUAAGCAUUCGUUAGCCAAUAAGAAAGAUGUGAAUCUCCCGGCGUGAUAGGCAUUGGCUUAAUCUACCAACCAAUCAUCUCCCCCUACAGCUUCCCCCAUGUGUCUUGUGCACCUCUGUCGUAUCAGAGAGGGCGAUGCAAAAUAUUUUAAUCAUUCCAAAAUCUGUCCACGAAAAAUAAGCCCACAAGUUGAGUAAUUUUUGUAUGGAGGUAAAUGAGUGUCGAAUUUGGUCAACAUUUUUUUUAUUGCUAAUUUGCUACUUGAGGCUUAUUUGAUCUAAUGUAAGUCUAAUAAUGGUUAGGUUGUUACGAAUGGCAUUUCGGCAACUUUGAAAAAAUGUACUUUAUAUCGUAGUAGUGCCUGUUGUCAUAGAGCUAGUGGAGUCAUCAUGGACAUAACCCGUUUUACCAUGGUUACUGCCCUCACCGUUUUAACAUGGAUACAGCCAUUGAAGGCUUCCACAAUUCCGCCAUGGGUGGGAAAUCCUCUGAGCCAAUAAAGAUUGUAGCUGUGCCAUUAUAGCGCCAUUGAGGCAAAGAUGAGUCCUCUGUCUAGCUCUAUGGCCUCUUCACACACUUAUCUCCUUUUUCAUUGGCUAGAAUGAUCCCACCUGAUCUCGCUUCCUCCCCCCCUGCCUUCCAUGUAUUUCCAUUGUUGGAGUGGUAUAUCUACUAUCUUGUCAAUAUAAUAUACAAUCUUUGGUUGUAGUGGUCUGAUGUCUUGGCAAUAAAGAGAUUGUAACUCUUAUUGGGAUAGUCCCUCCCCAUGCGACACACAUCGACCACAGAUUUUAAUGGUGUAGGCUUUCUUCUCUGUGAAGCCAUUGGCUGGCUAGCUAGCUAUUUUCUUUGCUAAUUAGCAAGCUGGAAGUUUUGUUUUUGCUAGCACACUGGCACAAGUUCCUGCCCGGGUCAUGCCUCCAUUUGGAGCAAUGCCUUGCGGUCGUGUGAUUCGCUCAAGUUAAAUGAUGACAAAUACUUUACUCAAUAAGUCACUCACAUAGAAUUGCAUGAUCAUUCACACUAGGCCCACUUUGCAUCGUUGAUAUCCUAGGCUCAUAUGCGAUGUGCGCAAUAGCACUGUAAUGAGGUUACUAUAAAUUGAAUAGGGGCCCAUUGGGGACACAUUGAGCCUAAUGUGUACCUGCUAAACUCAACUGGCCAACUGGCUGUAUUGUUAUGACUGAUUUGCUGUGUGUAACUUUGUCCCAUCUCUUUGAAUGUCUCUUGAGGAGAGAGGUCAAAGUGAGGAGGAGAACCAGAGGGGAGCAGAGUGGUUGUGUCACUUAGCCAGGGACAGGAAGUACAGCCAGAAUGAGUGAGCUUGGUGCCGCAAACAUGCGACCAGACAGGUUAAGCUCUCUGUUUUACUUACACACACACAGUAUUCUACUUUGGAAAAUUCUGUACAUUUAAACCAUGUAUUUUUAAUUAACAGAUUUGAUUCAAAUAAAAGCAAUAAUAUGUAUGCUUCUCUUUACACAAUAAAAUAUGUAUUAUCAUAACUCUUUUUAUUGCUCAGUUACUUGUAUCUUUUGCUUAUACCUUAAACUGACAUGUCCAUUGUUGAUGCAUUAUGAGGCAGUGAGUGACAGUCUAGGUACUCCCAACUGUGUUGAUAGGAUCAUCAUAUUCAUAUUCGCUGGAUAGAUCACACUUUUAUAUUUUACAGAAAAUGUUCUAUCUUGAGAAUGUCACCGCUGACAUCAAGCAGUAGAAAAUGUGAGGUGCAGGUACUCGGCUCAAGUGAGCCCCUGCUCAAGUCAAGCCCUAAGCCUAACUUUUUCUUCUUCUUGUCAAUUGACAUGCACCAUCUGAAAUAAUCACCUGCCAAUUUCAACUAUUUUCUAAAUGUCAACCAUUGUAUUGUAUCAUCAAGAUGAGUAAGAAACUCUAAAGUUUUUAGUCUAAAGUUCUUAGUCCAUGCAUGUGCUUAGGGAUGGAAGUGGGGACAUGAUUUAAGGAGGGAUGAUAGAUGGCAAAUUUAAGAAAUGGUUUGGGUUGGGUACAAUAAAUAUUGAGGGGGAAAAAAGAUUCAAACACCACUGGCUAUUUAAAACUGGGAAAAACCCAGUCGGGGUUUCGGCAAGAGCUCAUACAACUAUCUGUUUUUCAUUGUGAGAAAAUCUUGUCCUGUACCUGUUUAUUUGAAGUGCCAUGAUUAGGUAUGUGCGCAUAAGUGAAUGCUGUCAUGUGGGCCUAUUAUUUACAUGUUCGCUCAUUGAGGGUAAAGUGGGUGUGUGCAGCAGAACCAUUCAAAUGACUUAUGACAUAUGUCAAAUUUUAAAGAGAUGUAUGUUUUUAUUUAUUUUUUGUCAAUCGAAGUUUGUCAGCGACCGCGUCUACAACCAUUUCAGCACCGCGGUCAGCUCUCACUACUAGAACAAAAGACAGAUUUGCAUCCCUUGAUGUCAGGCACCGUCAAAAAGUGCAUGGCUGAAAGGAAGGACGAAAACAUGUCAAAACCAAAAAUCCCUCUCAUAGAUUAUAAAAGUAUAAUUUAGUCCAAUAAAUGUUAAGUAUUAUAUGAUUAAGUAAUCGAUUUUGUAUCAUUAUGUUGUCUCAUUCUGCACAGUCAAAAAAAGAGAAUGGAGGAAAUGUGGUCUUAAGACCAGUCCUGGUAGAAUUCUUAGACGCUUCCUAACGGCAGACAUCACGGCUUGUUACAACCUAAGGGAGCAUAUAGAUCGACAGGGAGGGAGACACCGGUUUACGACGUCAAAGGCAACGGAGUACACAGAGCCAGCCAACGCGGGAGCGAGCGGCAGCAAUAGUCUACCAUUUCCUGUGUUGGACCAUAGGGAACCUUUUAUUAUAACCACAAAACGCUUGAGAAAUCCCAAAGAGGUUGUCAUUUUUUUUUUCGAAAAUCCAAUUUUGUGUGUAUUUAGUGGAACAUCGGGUUUGUACACGUAACACAAAUCAAAACUACGAGAUAAAGCAUCACACGCUCAUGUUUAUGGAUAAAGGACGUCGUCGCUUGGAUUUGUUCGGUGCGCUCUUUUGGGGGUAACUUGUCAAGGCACGGAUUCAGAGGGGUCCUACAUUAGACAAAUUUAAUUGAACAGGAGAAUAGACAGAAACCGAAAAUAAACCCUAUUUGACAAGGGACAGAGGAGAACGGGUGAUUCUGCUCUCAACUAACUGCGAGACGAAGGAGAGGAUCAAGGAGGAAUAGUAGGACCGAGUUGAAACCUUUGCCGGUCAUCUCCACAUUAUCCGAAUAUCUAUAGGUCCUCCCCGCUCCUUCUGACCACAUUUCCAGUGUCCGUCCUCGGUGCGCACAUCCCUGCUCCCACACCGUGUCAAUGAAGGAGGCCGACGCAAUCAAGCUCUUCAUUGGGCAGAUACCCCGAAAUCUUGAGGAGAAGGACUUGAAACCGAUCUUCGAACAGUUCGGGAAAAUCUAUGAGUUGACAGUGAUAAAGGACAAGUACACGGGGAUGCACAAAGGCUGUGCCUUCCUGACAUACUGCGAACGAGAGUCUGCCCUCAAGGCCCAGAAUGCACUGCACGAGCAGAAGACGCUACCAGGGAUGAACCGGCCCAUUCAAGUGAAGCCAGCAGACAGCGAGGGCAGAGGGGAAGACAGGAAGCUGUUUGUGGGCAUGCUGGGGAAGCAGCAGUCUGACGUGGACGUGAGGAAGAUGUUUGAGGAGUUUGGGAACAUUGAAGAGUGCACCGUGCUCCGCGGCCCUGACGGCACUAGCAAAGGCUGUGCCUUUGUGAAGUACCAGAACAAUGCAGAGGCUGCGGCAGCCAUCAGCACUCUGCAUGGGAGCCGCACUCUACCGGGAGCCUCUUCCAGCCUGGUGGUGAAGUUCGCCGACUCUGAGAAGGAGCGAGGGAUAAGGCGCAUGCAGCAGGUGGCGUCCCAGCUGGGGGUCAUCAGUCCCAUGACCUUACACCUCGGGGCUUACAAUGCCUACACACAGGCACUGGUGCAGCAGCAGGCUCUGGUGGCCCAGUCGGCGUACUUGUCUCCUGUGUCCACCAUCACCAUGCAGCAGUUGGCUGCCCUCAACCCGAGCAGCCUCAUUGCCACGCCCAUCGCAUCACUCACUACCUCCUCGGGUACCAGCACUCCGCCCACCAUGGCAGCCACACCGGUGCCUGCUCUGCCUCCACCACUCAGCUACCCUCCAGUCCCAGCUCCACCCAAUGGACAGUCAGUGUCUGAAACCCUGUACACCAAUGGAGUUCAUUCUUACCAAGCUCAAACUCCAGUUUUGGAUCCUCUUCAGCAAGCGUAUGCUGGGAUGCAGCACUACACAGCAACCUACCCUUCUGCCUAUGGAAUGGUGGGGCAGCCAUUCCCACACCAACACACAAUGGUUGCACAGCAACAUCAGCAGCCUCAGCAACUGCAGCAACGAGAAGGGCCUGAGGGGUGUAACAUCUUCAUCUAUCACCUGCCUCAGGAGUUCACUGACUCUGAGAUGCUGCAAAUGUUCAUCCCCUUCGGCAACGUCAUCUCAGCAAAGGUCUUUGUUGACCGUGCCACCAAUCAGAGCAAGUGCUUUGGUUUUGUGAGUUUUGACAACCCGUCCAGUGCUCAGACGGCAAUUCAGGCCAUGAAUGGUUUCCAGAUUGGCAUGAAGAGGCUCAAGGUGCAGCUCAAGAGGCCCAAGGAUGCCAACCGACCCUACUAAAUGAGCAGGGGAGAUGAGAAGGGAAGAUAUAAGAGUUCUAUCAAGAAACUGCUUGGGACGUUCCAGCCUUUUUGGUUGUUUCGCCAACCGUAUAGCACAGGGAGCAACAACACUUCUCAGAAAAAUAUGAUAAAUAUAUGUAUCUGCAACAAUAACAAAAAAAUCUGUAACAACAAAAUAACAAACGUGUGGUGGGUGGUUGAGUACACAUACCAUUCCGCAGCUGGAUUCAGUCAUAUUAUGUACAAACUGUAUUGUCAGCUACAAGGUCUACAUGAAAAAGCAUAUUCUACUGAACAGGGUUUUACUGUAUAGUGUGGUUUGUGGUCCAUAACGUAAGGGGGAAGGGCAAUGUCUGGGGUUGAAGAAGUGGGAUGGUAACCUUUAUCGGGGGGAAAAAAUAAUAUUCUGUAUGAUUACCAUUGGUCGAUUUGGUAUGUAGAUUUAGUUUAUUAUUUAAAAGUAAAUGAUAGAAGGGGUAAUUAAACAGGAAGAAAUCAACUUCUUCUCACUGUACAUAUCUUUGUUUUAAAUGGAGUCAAAUAAUGAAAAUGUGUUAUUAUAACCACUACUACUGGUAUUGGCAUAAUGGUGGGAGGGAAGGUAAUUGGGUGGAAUUUUUGUAUCUACAUUUUUUACAUUUAAUUUAUUUGUUAAUGGCGCUUUUUUUUUCUUUUUUUUUUCUUUUUAUUUUAGAAAAUAGAUUCCUGUGGUCUACAAGACUAUGGAUAAACUUAUUGUAGAAUGUUUAAUUACAUAAAUGUAAUUAUCAAAAAAUCAUUGUUUAAUUAUUUAUUCCCUACAAUUGCUGUUUUAAAACAUGUCUUUAAGAAAAAAUAAAGUAAAAUUUAGAAAAGGA